AGUUCGAAUUUGUUAACGCUUCUAAUAACUGUCCAAGCUAAUCCAGCCACAAGCAAACUUUUUGUGGACGAAGAAUCAAGUAAAACGGCUACUCUUCUGUAGGCGUAGUUCGGGGAUUAUUCACAAGUCACAUCGUUACUGUUUACACUUUGUGUGCUGUGAGCCUGUGGACAAUAAUCAAUCCAAGUGGCACACAUGGACAUGUCCUCCACACCCUCAUGGAGCACCGAUCUGGAGGAUUUUAUCGGGCUGCCUCUCCACCACCACGACCUCCCGACAUCCGUCGCUCCCGCCUAUCCUCAUGCGCACGACCUGUACAGCGAUCUCGACACCACCGUCCCCAACCCCCUGGAUUUCUCCUUCGACCUGACCGACCCGCUGCUGAUGGACAUGGAAGACGGGGAAUUAGCUCCUGACGUCGAAGCCGAAGAAGGCGACGACCUGGACAUGGCCAUGGAGAACCUGCAGGAUCUGCAGGAUGGCGAGCAGCCGGUUCCCGAAGAAGAGCCGGAGACGGUUACACGGGUGCGGUUGGUGGAGAAGCGCCAGGCUCGGCCGCAGCUGCUGCCGGAUGGUUGGAAGCGGAUGUGGCAUGAAAGCGGGCUGCCGGUGUACUAUCACGCCGUGUCGGGGUGUGCGUUCUCGCGCGGCCCUACGAGGUAGAGUGCGAGCGGGCGGUCCGGUACCGAAAGAUCCCGGUGGGGGCCGUGCCGUGUUUGGAGUAUCAACGCGCGCGGGAGGAGGACGCCAAAAACGCCGAUGCGCAAGUUCCCGGAAACGAACAUGUAGUCACCGAAGUGGUCUCCGGGACCGACUACCUCAAGACCGCCCUGCUGACCAACGAAGAAGUGCGCGAAUACUGCGCGAAACGCUACACCUUCGCCACCACCCAGAUACCCACCCUCCGCGCCCAACAAGCCAGCCGUAAAGUAGCAGCGCUGGCCAAGCACCUCCACACCGAUACCGAAGCCCAUCCGGUCAUUAAGGGCGCCCAGUACGUCACCGUGCACUGUCCGGACCAUCCCGAAGGAAAGGUCACCAUCAACAUCGCUAACAAGACCCAGCUGCAGCUACUCCACGAGUUCACGAGGCGGGCGCGCAACUGCUUCCCGGAGUACGUAUUCCGGGAGGUAAUGAGUACCGGGGAAUGCCACGAGGUUACCGUCAUGCUGCAGGGCAAGGCGGCCGGGUUUGGGACGGGGGUUAGCAAGAAGGCGGCCAAGCAUAAGGCGGCGGAGAUGGUCCUGCAGCAGCUGGCACCGGAGCUGUUCCGGCUGGCGCAGGGCACCCAGAGUAAGACGAUGCAGAUGCGGAUGGAGGAGGAGGUGGAGCUGUUUAAGAGUGUGCCGAUUACGGAUACGCGCAUCGGGAGGAUGGCGCACGAAGCCGGGGCUACAUCGCCGUUCCUGGCCCUGACGCGGGCGUUGACACAUCACCGAAUGAAAAACGCGCAAGCUGGGAACGCUCAGCCGGUACAGACCUGCCGGCAGGUGAGCCCCACCGAGAACGAGUACACCAUGACGGCGGCCCAGUACGUCUCAGCCAUCCGCCACACCCACCCCAUCGACGCGAAGAUGCUCAACGCGCAGAAGAUCCUUAGUUGCAUGCAUCCCCAGUUCCAGUACUACGGGGAAUUCCUGCAGCACUACGGCGCCAGUUUCGUCAAAGAGCACGAGGAUCGCCAGCAGCAGCGCCACACCAGUAUCAUCGAACUGGACAUCCCGCGGGCGGACGGUCAGCCCAACUGGGACGUGCUCAACCGCCUCAAGGAGGAGAUGCGCAAGGUCCUGCCUAAUGUGGCCGGCGUCACGGCAGUGCGGUACGAUUAGAACACGGCGUGCAUAUAUUUGCAGCAUUGGUAAUGCACUGGCUAAUCCCGUGGACUUCGGUUUAAUUCGAUUUAAUGUUGCUGAUGAGAUUUAUCAUUAAAUUUUGCUUCCGCUAAGAUUGCGUAUUUUUUAAUUGUGUUUCUACUCGUACAUUUUCUGUGUGCUGUAUACCGGUCAUUGUGCUGCUUUGCUCGCUACCGCCUCAUUUCUACCGGUUUUCUUGAGUUUUUCCACCUUGUACCAUUGACAUUAGUUCGAACAUGAUUAUUUGUUAU
Molecule: messenger RNA, 2104 nt
Organism: Paramacrobiotus metropolitanus
Lineage: Eukaryota; Metazoa; Tardigrada; Eutardigrada; Parachela; Macrobiotidae
Exons: 5
Coding region: 1134-1829 (231 amino acids)
Biological process (GO): primary miRNA processing
Cellular component (GO): microprocessor complex
Molecular function (GO): double-stranded RNA binding; identical protein binding; heme binding
Source: RefSeq, a predicted model, not a curated record